AUGCAGCUAUCUUUAAUGUAUCCAGGUCUCUGGACACUGCUUCUACUACUGAUGUCCAACCUUCUCCUGUGGAAAGAUGUGUCCUCGUUGCCCAACUGUGCAAUACGUAAUGGGCGCUGCUUUGCUUCUCUGGAAGAAAUGCUUAAUCUAGCAGUCAGUAUGUCUCAGGACAUAAGUGAACAAGCAUUUAAAAUGUUCACUGAAUUUGAUAAUCAGUAUGCCCAGAGUCAUCAGCUCAUUAAUAGGAGCCUCAAAAAAUGCCACACAUCUUCUCUCAAUCUUCCAAAACCCAGGAGUAAAGCCCUGCAGACACAUCCAAUCGUCCUACUGAAAUUAGUGAAAAGCUUAUUGGCUGCCUGGAAAGUCCCUAUGUACCAUCUAGUGAAAGAAAUGCCUUCCUUGAAAGACGUCCCUGAUACUAUGCUCUCAAAAGCCAGAGAUAUUGAGCAAAAGAGCACUGGACUCCUGGAGGGGAUCAAGAGUAUUCUCAGCCAGAUUCAAAGUAAAGAUGAUGGAGAUGAGAAAUACCCUGUCUGGUCUGGACAGGCAUCUUUGAAGUCCGACACUGAAGACGCUCGCCAGUUUGCAUUUUAUAAUCUGAUCCGAUGCGCAGGCAAAAAUGCUCAAAAGGUUGAAAGUGCUCUCAUGAUCGUGAGGUGUCAAAUAUUAAAAAAAAACAACUGCUAA
This is a messenger RNA of Cricetulus griseus (Chinese hamster), 687 nucleotides long. NCBI's taxonomy places the organism in Eukaryota, Metazoa, Chordata, Mammalia, Rodentia, Cricetidae. The record is from RefSeq and is a predicted model, not a curated record.